Molecule: messenger RNA, 2693 nt
Organism: Pelodiscus sinensis (Chinese soft-shelled turtle)
Lineage: Eukaryota; Metazoa; Chordata; Testudines; Trionychidae
Source: RefSeq, a predicted model, not a curated record
GGGGGAUCCUCUACUUGGCCAUGCUGAUCCUCGCAGAAGGCAUGACGGAAGCAGGGAGUUCGGGCAGAGAUUGCCUACAGGCCGGGGAGUCCUGCACCACCGACCCCAGCUGCAGCUCCAAGUUCCGGACCCUCCGGCAAUGUAUCGCAGGCAACGGCGCCAACAAACUGGGGCCGGAUGCCAAGAACCAGUGCCGGAGCACAGUGAUGGCCCUCCUGUCCAGCCAGCUCUACGGCUGUAAGUGCAAACGGGGCAUGAAGAAGGAGAAACAUUGCCUGAGCGUCUACUGGAGCAUCCACCACACCCUGAUGGAAGGUAUGAAUGUGUUGGAGAGUUCUCCGUACGAGCCAUUCAUCAGGGGCUUUGACUAUGUCCGGCUGGCGUCCAUCACCGCAGGAUCCGAGAACGAGGUGACGCAGGUGAACCGCUGCCUGGACGCCGCCAAGGCCUGCAACGUGGACGAGAUGUGCCAGAAGCUGAAGACGGAGUAUGUGUCCUUCUGCAUCCGGCGCCAGGCCCGGGCCGACGCCUGCAACCGCUCCAAGUGCCACAAGGCCCCCACGCACGAGCUGCUCUUCUGCCCCUGCGACGACACGGCCUGCGCCGAGCGCCGCCGACAGACCAUUGUCCCCGCCUGCUCCUACGAGUCCAAGGAGAAGCCCAACUGCCUUUCCCCCCUGGACGCCUGCCAGGAGAACUAUGUUUGCAGGUCCCGGUACGUGGAGUUUCAGUUUAACUGCCAGCCUUCCCCGCAGUCUGCGACUGGCUGCAGGAGGGAGAACUACGCGGCCUGUCUCUUGGCGUACACGGGAAUCAUAGGCAGCCCCAUCACGCCUAACUACAUCGACAACUCGACCUCCAGCAUAGCUCCUUGGUGCACCUGCAACACCAGCGGCAACCGGCAGGAGGAGUGCGAGAGCUUCCUGCGCCUCUUCACCGACAACCCCUGUCUCCAAAACGCCAUCCUGGCCUUCAGCAACGGGACCCACCUGAACGCAGCCCUGGCCCCGUCCGUGCCCCCGACGACGCAGAUGUAUAAGCAGGAGCGAAACGCCAACAGAGCUGCCGCCACCCUCAGAGGGAACAUCUUUGAGCAGCUCCAGCCCACCAAGGAAACCGGAAACGAGCUGCUCCUGAGGGGCUCCACCCAACUGGCAUCCGAAACCUCCGGCUUGGCGUCGGCAUCCCGCGCUGCGGGGGGGCUGCUGACAUGGGUCUCCGUGGCUCUCGCCGCGCCCCUCCUGCUUGCGAUGUGAAAGGGAGCAGGCACACUGCCAGCAGGGACUCCAUGCGUGUCUGUUUCUUCUUCUUCUUCUUCUUCUUCUUUUUUUAAGGCAACUGUGGGGGGGAAGGGGCAGGACGCAGGCAGAAAUUCCCCCCUCGCUCCUCCAGCCAACGGCUUUUGUUUUGUAAAAACGACGGCGUCUCAGCAGCUCGCGCCUGGUCCCCUGUCCGGCUCCUUGGCUCGGUUCUCUGGAGGCCUGUCACGUGUCAGGCGGGCGCAAGCACAAGAAAUGCGAUUCCAAGGCACUGAGCUCUCCUGAGGCAGCCAGGCAGGAACAGACUCCAGGUGCACGGACUGCUGGGAAGGUUUUGUGAAACUCUGGCCUACGGGAAUUGGGGGUGGAGUGGGUCUCACAACAGGCCAUGCAACUUUCUACCCCGCGACCCGAAGUGCGGCAGGACCAACAGAGCUCCCAGCGCUCAGACCAUCAAGGAAGACGGAGGCGUCUGAGGGGCAGAGCAGAGCCAGGGCGUGCGAUCCUGGAAUUAUCUAGUUUUUUGACAUGUCUGACAACAUUCUGUGGAGCUGGCGUUACCUCUUGGCCAUGUCUUGACUGACCCGUGCGCCCUCUUGUAGAAAACCGUGUUCAUGUGUUAAUGGUCUUCAGGAAGAAACACGUGUCGCCUUAUGAUUUUUUUUGUUUUUGUUGGUUUUGGCAGUUCAUGUUGGCAUCCCCUUCUGAGCACCAAAUGUUCUUAUCGGGUCCUGUCCAGUGUAGGGGGUAGUUUUUGUGAGGUGAGAGUAGGAUAUUCUGUCCCACGCCACGCUAGUCUUUUUAUAAUCUCUGGCUACAUGUAAGCCUCCAGGCAAGAACUGAUGUUCAUAUAACUUGACGCAUGCUCACAUGGGACAGGCAAGCCGUCCGGAGUUAAAAAUUGUGUCUACACUGUAAUAGAAUACCCGUAGCUGGCCCAGGUCAGCAGGGCCAAACUGUUGAGGUUAUCAAUUGCAGUGUAAGAAUGUGGACUCUACGACAUCCGACAUCUCAAUUUUAUAACUCCACGAUUCCACAUCCGCCGAGAAGGGCCAGCUGCAAGUAUUUUACCUCAGUGUAGACAUAUCUGUUGUGCCACAAAGGAUGUUCAGUGGUUUACUUGGUAUCUCUCUAGCCACAGAAGUGAAAGAUGGGUUGGAAAAGGGAGCACGGAGGGAGACCUAGAAGCCGACCACUCACUCACUCCACUGAACACUGAGGGAUACUCAGAAACAGCCUCUGUAUGAACAGAUCCAGGCACUAACUGCAGCAGGGCAGGGCUGACUCACCUUGUUAAAUGGCUGGAUAGCUAAACAGAAUUGCCCUUGCUAACAGGCCCUCUCUGAGGUGAGAGAGGCCUAGGCCGCUUCCAGCUUUUGAGGCCCCUAGUCAUAAUAACAAUAAUAAAUGACAACACGUGGAAAUGAAAUAAAA